Molecule: messenger RNA, 1370 nt
Organism: Cutaneotrichosporon oleaginosum
Lineage: Eukaryota; Fungi; Basidiomycota; Tremellomycetes; Trichosporonales; Trichosporonaceae
Source: RefSeq, a predicted model, not a curated record
GUCGAAAGACGACGUGCUAUACUUCAACUGUGCGGGCGAGAAGGUGCUUGGGGCACCGGAGCGCGGCAUGGUGAACGAAGAUACUGGUGGGUGUGGCUUUCUCCACCUCUCACGCCAGCCAUCGAGAUGUGGAGCAUGACCAAGCUCGUGACCUCUGUCGCGUGCCUACAGCUUAAAGAGCGGGGGAUGGUAGACUACGACGACGCGGAGCUGUGCGAGCGCGUGCUGCCGGAUCUGUGCGCGAUGCCCGUCUUGCUGGGCUACGACGGCGACACACCGCAGUACACGCCGCGUACAGAGCCGAUCACGCUGCGGCGCCUGCUGACGCACACGGUGGGCCAGGCGUACGGGAACCGCGCGCAGCUGCGUUGGGAGCGCGAGAACCUGCCCGUGCGCUGGGUUGCGCCGGGCGCGACUGCCGCGUCCUUCGCCACGCCACUGAACAUCCAGCCGGGCACGUCGUUCGUGUACGGCCUCGGUAUCGAUUGGGCGGGCAUCCUGCUUGAGCGCGUGACGGGCACCACGUUGGACGAAUAUUUCCGCGAGCACAUCUGGGCGCCGCUCGGCAUCACGGGCAUCACGUUCCUCCCGACCGAGGACAUCAAGGCGCGCCUGAUGCAGAUGUGCACGCGCACGCGCGACGGCGCGCUCGUGCACACCGUCAAGCUGCGCGAGGUGAGCGCGAUGACGCCCGCCGAUAUCGUGCAGCAGGCUGGCGGCGGCGGCCUCCUCGGCACCGCGAGGGAGUACCUCACGUUCCUGCAGGCGCUAUUGCGGUGUAAGGACGAAGACGGGAUCGUGUCGCGCGCCGGGUUCCGCGAGCUCUUUACGGACGCGCUCCCGCCCGACGACGGGACGCGCGACUGCCACGCCGCACUCGGCGCGUUCCUCAAGUUCCGCGGAUACGGCGAGGAGCAGUACACGUCGGGCCGCGCGGUGGGAUUCUCGCCCGGGCUGUGUUUGAACCUUGCUCCGAGCGCGAACGGGCGCAAGGCGGGCAGCGGAUUCUGGUUCGGCGCGGCGCGCAGCGAGUACUGGAUCGACCCGGCGUCGGGUCUGAUUGUGAGUGUGUCAACGGGAUGGUCUGACACCAGGGAUUGUGCGCGACGCAGCUCAUGAACGAUCACGAGAAGAUAUGGGCGGGUGUGUACGCUUCGUAUGAGCGGACAGUGUAUGAUGCUGUGGAAGGCGUGGACGAGGCGCGGUUGUAGCGUGAAUUGAUAGAGGCGUGGGAAUGACGCAUUGCACCUUGGUGCUGGCUGACACCCAACCGACUCGGUCGGCGUACGGCGCACUCGCCACGACAAACCAAGAUGGCGUGGCAAAGCGCAGCGUUGUUUUGUGAGACACGACAUUGAAUGAGAGGGACG